AUGGGCCGCUUCACCGAGUACAUCGUCGUGGGCAGGCGUCUCCCUACGGAGAACGAGGCUUCUCCUCCGCUCUACCGUAUGAGCAUCUUCGCGCCCAACGAGACGGUCGCCAAGUCUCGUUUCUUCUACUUCUUGCGCCAGCUGAGGAAGAUGAAGGCAGCCACCUCGGAGAUUGUUGCCAUCAACGCCGUCGCUGAGAAGAAGCCCAUGAAGGUCAAGAACUUCGGCAUCUGGCUCCGUUACAACUCUCGCUCGGGCACCCACAACAUGUACAAGGAGUACCGCAACAUGUCCCGUGCCGAGGCCGUCGAGGACAUGUACCAGGACAUGGCUGCUCGUCACCGUGCCCGCUUCGCGUCGAUCCACAUUCUCAAGGUGGCCGAGGUAGAGAAGACGGCCGACCUGCGUCGCCCCUACAUCAAGCAGUUCACCGCCAACAAGCUCCGCUUCCCCAUCCCCCACCGUCGCCCUACGGCCGCGGGCACCUACGCCGCUCGCCGACCUGCUACCUUCUACUAA
Molecule: messenger RNA, 519 nt
Organism: Jaminaea rosea
Lineage: Eukaryota; Fungi; Basidiomycota; Exobasidiomycetes; Microstromatales
Product: ribosomal protein L18ae
Exons: 3
Coding region: 1-519 (172 amino acids)
Biological process (GO): translation
Cellular component (GO): cytosolic large ribosomal subunit; ribosome
Molecular function (GO): structural constituent of ribosome
Source: RefSeq, a predicted model, not a curated record